AUUUUAUUAAGUAGUAAUACAUAGCAUUAAAACAUAAUGAAAAAGUAAUUUGAACAUUGUGUGGUGAAACUGUCCUGGAUUCCUUUGAAGAUGACUCAUUGGCAUAAGUAAUAAGCCAUUAAUACAGUAAUUAAUACAUUUGCAAUCUCCUCCCACUGUGGUGUUUCCCAACCAAGAAAUGGUAUAAGGUCUCCAGAGGUUUACAUUGGAAUGAUUUAAUGUCCCAGAAGUUGAGAGCUUUCACACCAACUAUCGUCUAACAGAGUUCCUUUCCCGUGCACCCCACCCGAAUGCCAAUAUUGUAGUAGGGCCUCCUUCUCCUUUCCGACUUGUCUAUCAAUCUAGCUGUGGCCACACUAAUUUAAGCAUUAAACCUAUAUUAAAAACAUGGAUACUUGUUGUGCUCUGUUGAUUAAAAGGAGUGUUACAAUUAUUUUUAGAUGGCACUGUUGUAUUUCACCGCUCUAUACAAUUGGCAGACACCUCAUACAAAUAAUUAGUGAUUUUACAUAUUUCGAGAAGGUUCCUAGUCCUGAGAGCUUGUAUUGUAACAGAAAUCAGCCUGUUUAAUACAUUUGCCACGGGAAGUCAUGUAAACAGGACAAUUUGAAGGUCACCUGUUAGGUUCAGAUGUUUAGCAGAGCUUUACAGAGGAUUGUAAAAUGGUAUUCCUGGAAUGUGUUUCAGAAAAAGUCAACAAACAUUUCUUGUUUUUCAUAGAGUCAUACAGAGUUGGACCCCCACUAAGAAAGGACCUUACAUUGUCCAAAGAUAACAAACCACUCUUGGCCCCAACAAUCUUGUGAUCAUGUUACGAGUCCCACCCGACUCAGAGAUCUGUGGCUAACAUGUUAUAGGCAUUCACAUGAAAGCUCUGAAGACUUAAGGAUGUUUUACUAGAAUUCUUAGUUGCCUGAGGUCUACAGCAUGAGAUGCCAUGAUGUGCCCAGGAAGGAAUGUGAUUGGCAUCUUGUUAUGGCUGUCCAUAUGGUACUUGUGUGUUUUGAAAGAGGGUCGUGGUAGCUUUUUGCUGCCAAAUAAGGAUAUUCUGGAUGAUGAGGACAUUCAGAAACAAGUGGAUCAGGCCCUCCAGCUGGUGAACAAAGAUAGUUUCCAAGGAUGGCCUCUCGAGCAAAUAAAGCAGGCGGUCCCCAGACUCCACAUAGGUUUGAUUGAAAUAUGGCUUCAGUUCCGGAAGCUUCUGAAGGAGCAGAACGAGGUGUGGACCAAAUUAAGAAGGAUGACUCGCCAGUCUGCCGUGUCCUGCCAAGAAGUAAAAGCUGAAAUGUCAGAUUUCAGCGGCAACCUGACCUCCAGAAUGGAUGCCAUCGAGAAUCAAGUAGCAGAGAUUCAACGCAAGGCAGAGAGUGUGGAAGAAGUGUGCAGAUGCGAAUCUAGGGCAGUGUCCGAAAACCAGCUUGAUGUUAACCAGACAGACUCCAGACAGCAGCCAGCUCAAACCACAACCAUCAACGUACAAGGCAAAAAUAAUUCCUCAGGAUCUAACAAGCGUUACAAAGCGAACGUAGAGAAACUAUCCCAGAAGGUGGCCAGCCUGACAGAGCUCCUAAAUGGUCACAACGAGCUCCUGGUGGAAUUAUAUCAACGCAUCGCUGUGCUGGAGGGGACUCAGAACACACAACGCGUUUUGACAGAUGUUCAAGAAAAGGGCAGAGGAGAUAAUUAGAAGAGCAAAAUGGAUCAGCAUGAGGUUCAGGAGAGGACAUUUCAUAUCUCCCACUGUUCCAGUGGCACAAGAGGUGUCUAGGUUCAAUGAAAGGACAUUAGAUGGGUAGCAGGUGACAUUUUAGCAAGAUGAGGAGGUAGACUUCAUCCCAAUCACCAAAACCUUCAUGUCCUGGUAGACACUGCACAAUGAAACCCACGCAUUCUGCUUUGACCAAAAUGGACUUGACCCCUUUUUC
Pelobates fuscus (common spadefoot toad) is the source of this 1925-nucleotide messenger RNA. RefSeq lists its product as uncharacterized. The transcript has 3 exons. Lineage: Eukaryota; Metazoa; Chordata; Amphibia; Anura; Pelobatidae. The coding region runs from base 938 to 1687 and encodes 249 amino acids. The record is from RefSeq and is a predicted model, not a curated record.